CGCGUUGUCGUGCGGAGCCAUUACCCUCGUCCGCGCUAAAGCAUCGUGCCAUAUUCCCACUCGCGCCCUGAAAUUGACCGCGUUCUCGUAGUUUUAAGUGAAAUAUUAUGAGAGUGAAGACCGAAAUGGACGACGAUGAAAAGGGAAAAUUGUUCGUUGGUGGGUUAUCAUGGGAGACAACCCAAGAAAAUCUCCAACGUUACUUCGGCCGUUAUGGCGAGGUUAUCGAUUGCGUUGUUAUGAAAAACAGUGAAUCUGGACGCAGUCGUGGGUUUGGAUUUGUAACAUUUAGCGAUCCUGCUAAUGUUUCUUUGGUCCUUCAGAAUGGUCCUCAUCAACUUGACGGACGUACGAUUGAUCCAAAACCAUGUAAUCCACGUACUCUUCAAAAGCCAAAGCGCAGUGGUGGCUUUCCGAAAGUCUUUCUUGGUGGCUUGCCAAGUAACGUUACGGAGACUGAUUUAAGAUCUUAUUUUACUCGCUUUGGUAAAGUUAUGGAAGUGGUCAUAAUGUAUGAUCAGGAAAAGAAAAAAUCAAGAGGAUUCGGCUUUCUCAGCUUUGAGGAUGAAGAAGCAGUGGACCGUUGUGUCGCAGAACAUUUUGUCAACCUGAAUGGAAAGCAGGUUGAGAUUAAAAGAGCCGAACCGCGGGACUCAUCGAGCAAAAUGAACGAUAGUCAUCAGGGUCAAUGGGGCCCACCUCAGCAAGGUGGCCCGCCAAUGGGAAUGGCCGGAAAUAUGGGGCCUAUGGGUGGACCAAAUGGUCAGAUGGGUGGACCCAUGAUGGGUGGACCCAUGGGUCCGCCUGGUAAUAUGAUGCAACAAUAUCAGGGUUGGGGUACCAGUCCUCAAACUGGUGGAUAUGCGGGAUACAGCACCCAGUACAAUGCUCAGGGUUGGGGUGCACCACCAGGACCGCCGCAGCAGCAGCAAAUCCCGCCGCCGCCACCGCAUCAAUGGGGUAGUAGCUAUAAUGUUCAACCUGCUGCAGCUACCCAAGGUUAUGGAAGUUAUGGUGGGCCGGCGGCGGCCGCUUCAGGGGGCUACGGGCCCACGGCGGGUACUGGCGGGGCUGCGGGAGGCGGGCCUGGGGGCUCUUGGAGCUCCUGGAACAUGCCACAGAAUGGGCCUCCUCCUGGGACCCAGCCCCCACCCCAGCCCCCUCAGCCUAACUCCUCGCAGCCCAACUCCAACUCGAACCCCUCUGGCCCGCAGGGUGACAUGUAUUCGCGGCAAAAUACCGGUUCAGGUGCUCCAGGAUCUAGCAGCAGUUCAGCCAAGACUCCAGAUUAUACUGGAUAUUCUGCAUACAGUAAUUACGCUGAUACUUCUUAUCCUCAACGUUCGUAUCAAGGAGGAGAAAAUAGUCAAGGCGCCAGAUAUGGAUCGAGCGUUCCUGCUGCGCCAGGAACUGACAACUACGGCAGUGGUGGGCCCCAAAGGGGUUACACAGGAUCUACGACGAACAGCAACAAUUAUCAUCCUUACCGUCGCUAAAGGGACUAAGACAGAAACCGGUCUCGGCUUCGGUUUGAGAUCCUUCCCCUUUUUUUGUUUCUAAUGUACACAUUCGUAUGUAUACUUAUACUGCAAGGCAGUUUAUAUCGGUAAUAGAGAACACACUUGCCCUAUUUUACUUUAAAUCUGCGUUGGAGAAAUACGUGAAGAAAAAGAGAUCGGCGUAUGAUUACUUCGUGGGAUGUGCAAGAAAUGCGCAAAUGAUCGAAGAAGAAGCAAUAUUGCUCGCAAAUUUGCUCGACUUUUAUAGAUAUACACAACAGAGAAAGAGAAAAAUUGCGGAACCCACGACGAAAAGAAUGUUACACAGCGAAUCAAGCGAGUGUCGAGUAGAUUUAAGAUCUAAUACACUUCAUUGGUGCCACUCGCGAGGUCGUACGUCGGAGAUACUUUUAUGUACGUACAGCAAACUCGGAUUCAAAGUUGAAAUCGAUUUUAGACCACUUGACUUCGUCCUGA
Messenger RNA from Mycetomoellerius zeteki, 1976 nucleotides. It is a transcript of the gene Hrb27C, whose product is annotated as Heterogeneous nuclear ribonucleoprotein at 27C. The transcript has 8 exons. Gene Ontology annotation, molecular function: mRNA binding. Bases 108 to 1496 code for a protein of 462 amino acids. NCBI's taxonomy places the organism in Eukaryota, Metazoa, Arthropoda, Insecta, Hymenoptera, Formicidae. The record is from RefSeq and is a predicted model, not a curated record. Gene Ontology annotation, cellular component: cytoplasm. Gene Ontology annotation, biological process: regulation of translation.